AUGCAGUCGGUUCACAACACCUGGUCGUCCUGCGAAAGCAAAGUCAUUUGCAAGCGUUUGACUGAACCCAGGUCACCGCGCAACACAGCCCUUGCGCUUUCCCACCUGCUUGGUGUGAUCUCUCCUGCCAGGACCACACCUUUGCACUUACCUAACCUGGACCAUCUAUCGGUCGAAAUACUCCUGAGAGGUGUUCGGGGAAUUCAUGACUUUGUAUUAAGCUUGAGAGAGCUAAAUUCGGCCUUCUGUGAUUCUCAUCUUCCUUCGACACGGGCUCCUGAGACGAAAUUAUUGGAUCGUAUAUCACCAGUUGAUUCACGUAAUCAACAGUAA
Macrosiphum euphorbiae (potato aphid) is the source of this 333-nucleotide messenger RNA. The record is from the annotation of a GenBank genome assembly. Lineage: Eukaryota; Metazoa; Arthropoda; Insecta; Hemiptera; Aphididae.